AUGAUAAAGUUGAUUGAGUUAUUAUCGGCUAAUUCAUCACGUGACCGGUCUAAUAACGUUGACGAGCUCGAGGGUCCUUACAAUAACUCAACUCCUUCCGUUAUCGAUGAAGAAGAUGAUUCUCUCCAUUUAGGGUUUAUUCCUUCAAUUUUCAUUAAUGCAAAGAAGGAUUUGUAUGUUGAUCAGAGUCUUCCGUAUGAGAAAGUGGCCAAAACUGAUGUUAUUGAAUUCAAUAGGUCAGGUGAAUUCCAAAUCGAGAAAGUGCAGCAGUUCCCAGAAAAGGCCGUGCAUGAGUUCAACAGGAAGAACCACAUCGGAUUGGGUAAGCACUCUACCAUUAUUCUCAGCCCUUCUCAUAGCAUAUUUGAUCCAGGAAAAGAUUUCAAACUCAUUAGGAGGUUUUAUUAUUCGGCUGGUGUUUAUAAAUUUGGUUUUGAUACAAUUACUUCUUAUUCUCUUACAUUAUAUGCUUGUUCAAUUUUAAUGGAUGAAUGCGAUGGGAAUUCUGUGUAUGAGUUGCUCCCUAAGAAUGGGUACUGGUCAGAUUCAUGGUCUAGUGCUUUAUUUGGUUGUAUAUCAACAAGAGGUGAUGUUUUUAGUACUUCUUGGAUACUGUUAGAUAAAAUGCCUGAAAGUGAAGCUUGGAGUUCGAUUAUUGGCGAAGAUUGUUUUCUCUUUCGACUUCAAAAGUUGCAUAUGAGUUGUUUGAUCAAGUGCUAGGUUUGUGGGGAGAUGGAUUUUUUCUUUUGCAGCUAAAGUAUGACUUGCUUGACGAGAUUUCGUUUCUUCAUCUUUGGUUAAUUAGUGUUGGUUUGGAUCUACUUGGUAACGAAGCCUAUCUGCAAGCAACUAAAUUGUCUACCCAAAUGAUUGGAAUCUUGAAUCCAGCUGGUACUUAUUACCAUUUUGUUGCUUGCUCAUGUGACCUAUGGAAGCCUUAUUGCUCGAGGGAAAGUUGAUGGAGAUUCAUAAUUCUAUGACAUAAAGGUGGAGAUCCAGUUGAUGUUUCUUUACACUCCAUUCAUGUUUGUGCUGGUGGUUUUCUUGAGAUGGAACUUGUUCUCAACAUGCUUAUGGAGUACUGAAGGUAUUAUGGUGUUAAUUCACUUGAAGAAGUUUUCAUGUGUGCUGGUAAAUUUUUUGGCUUUGGUUCCCUUCAUUUAUCUCUCAACUGCAACUGUCUGUACACCUUGCAUUGUGGCUGGUGUUCUUGUGGCAACCAACAAAUAAGUCUACACAAAUGCAAUUCCACUCGGUACUUUCUCAUUGGUUACAUUUUUAUGUGUGGACUGGCUUAUCCAACGUGGAAAGAGCAUUACAACUGCAAUUGUCUGUACACCUUGCAUUGUGGCUGGUAUUCUUGUGGCAACCAACAAAUAAGUCUAUACAAAUGCAAUUCCACUCGGUACUUUCUCAUUGGUUACAUUUUUAUGUGUGGACUGGCUUAUCCAACGUGGAAAGAGCAUAUAUGUCUCGUUUGUGCACUUGUUUGGAUAAUAGGAAUCCAUUUCAGACUCAUGAUACUUCAAUAUCCUUAUGUGGUUCAAGUGGGAGUUAUAAUGUCAGUUAGGUAUUCUAAGUGGAGUUGUCUGCACAUGUCUUGUUGUGUUUGGUAUUGCCGUUCUUCUUUCAGCCAAGUGACGGCUCUUAUGUACCUUCCAGGAGACUGUUCGGGCUCGAUAGAACCUAUUGAAAAGAAGAGGCCAGUGACAGGUUAUAACAAGGUAAAAUUCUUUCUGAGAGAAGUGAAACAAAGUACUUCCCAGCUAUCCUUCACAUUCAGAUUAUAAUUCAGUGGGUGGAUGAAGAGAGGGGGUCAUUCCAGCUCAAGCAACUCGCUGAUGGGGGUGGUAAGCACUGUACAGGUCAAGGGGGCAGUACGACUUGGAGAAGACUUUGAGAAUUAUAUUUUUACUUAGCUGGCAAGGGAGCAACACUUCUUAUUCAAUACUUUUAUACACGAGUUGUCAGUUACCAAGGGUGUCUCAUUAGUACUAUCACAGCGGGUUUGGGCUCGUGCAUAUGGUUCAACAACAGCUAAAGGAGAUAGUGGGCAAUACAACAAUGGCUUAAGGUCUUCACAGAUGCACAACCAGGCUCCAAAACAACUCUGGGUAACUGAAGUUUCUGACUCGCCACUCAUCCUUGAGGACAAGGAUGUUUCGAAGGGGAAGGGAAUGUCCUGUACUCUCGAUUAGAGGAGUUCCCUUAUCUAGUCAGUCGAUAGUUAUUAGUAGUUAGUAGUUUAAUUAGUGUUUAAUUAGUAGUUAAAGGAAUUGUAAUGGACGGUUUAGAUGUAACCAUCUGGGAAAUCAGUGAGUGUUGGAUUCUGAGUGAUAAACCUAGCUAUAUAGAGUGGAGUCCGUACUGAAAAUCCUUAACCAAAUUAUAAUCAAAUUGAAUU
Papaver somniferum (opium poppy) is the source of this 2404-nucleotide messenger RNA. RefSeq lists its product as uncharacterized. The transcript has 3 exons. NCBI's taxonomy places the organism in Eukaryota, Viridiplantae, Streptophyta, Magnoliopsida, Ranunculales, Papaveraceae. The record is from RefSeq and is a predicted model, not a curated record. Bases 1 to 720 code for a protein of 239 amino acids.